GACGGGGAACGGAGCCUCCGGCAGCGGUUUGUGUCAGCCUUGGAAACUCGUAUCUCGGCAGGCGGGAUGAAUCUAGGUAUCACCUAGAAGGCCACAGAGACUGGUCACUGUAGGUACCUACAAAGAAGCCUCGUAGCAGGGGUUUCCCCCACACUCCCACCCGAUGUCAUCUUUCUCCGAUUUUCUGGAUUUCUUUCGGGUCCCAAGGCAACUCGGUCUCUCGCUUUACACAUACUACUCUUUCUCGUCUCCCUCACAUUGUCACCUCCUAUCUAUGUCACCGCCAUUAUGAGCACUACAUCGCUGCCGCCCAAUGCCCCCAUGGCCAAUGGAACCUUCGCCGCGGUCAAUGGAGAAGCUGAUGUAUCGUCUUCGUCGAUCCCCGCCCACAUUCCUGCCUCCCUCUCGCUGCAGGAUGUCUGUGCUCUUCUCCAUGCGCAGGUCUCUUCGUUCCUUUCGGCGGUUCCCGAAGACGAUGUGACCCGGAGAACACAAGUGCAGGCGAGGAUAUCCAUGCGAGUCAUAGAAAAGGCGUUGGAUGAAUAUGAAUUCGAAACACUCUCCCUUUCCUAUAACGGGGGAAAAGAUUGCCUAGUCCUCCUCAUCUUAUACCUCGCCGUCAUCCACACACAUUUCACGCAGCCCAAGAACAGGCGGAAAGAGUUUCCCACCUCCAUCCCCUCCAUCUACGCAAAGCCACCCGAUCCUUUCCCCGCCGUCUCGGACUUUGUCGACUAUUCUGCACGCCUCUACCAUCUCGAUCUAACCCACAUAUCCACAAAUCCUGGUCCGGGAAAGAGACAGAAGUCGCAUUCCAAUCCCCCCGUCUCACCUCCCUUAGAAGCAUUGGGACUAGAUGGUCUUGCGCCCAGCCCGAAGGCCAACCACACCUCCAACUCGUUUCAGAAGUCGUUCGACAAGCCGAUCAUCUCCUUCCGCGACGCCUUUGCCCUCUACCUCUCUUCUAACCCGCACAUCAAAGCCAUCUUCGUCGGCACCCGCCGCACAGACCCGCACGGUUCUCACUUGACUCACUUCGACCCGACCGACCACAAUUGGCCGCCGUUUAUGCGCAUCCAUCCGGUGAUCGAUUGGCAUCUUUCGGAGAUCUGGUGCUUCUUGCGCUCGCCCCACCUCAAAGACAUCGGCGUCUGUGUGAAUGGCAGCGCGAGCGACGGUCGAGGGUCCGAGACGGAGUGCACGACCCCAUUGAGAUACUGUGAGAUGUAUGACGCGGGUUACACCAGUCUAGGGGGCGUCAAUGACACGGUGAGGAAUCCCAAGUUGCGGUACGUGGACGCACACGGGCGGGAAUGCUACAAGCCAGCGUACGAAAUGACGGCGGAUGACGGCGAGAGGCUGGGCAGGGAGUGAGUAAGAAAGGACGAAAGUUGCCCAAGCUUUUCAGCAGGAGUGGUUGACUUGGGAAUGCACCCAUAUCUCUCAAGGGGCAUUGACGCGGGAGAAUGCACAGUCCGCACCGAGAUGUUUAGAAGAGGAUGCAAGAGGGCCUUCCCACCCCCUCUCUAUCCCACGGGAUGAAAUGCCUAUGAUCUAUAGAACUCUUGGAAGCAGCCAUCUAGAAGGAAGAGAAAAAAGCAAAGAAAGCAAUCGUCCAUAGCAUUAGUACGACUUGGUUAUCAUUUCGCACGUGUUCUUCCGUUCAAAUCGAU
Messenger RNA from Cladophialophora immunda, 1673 nucleotides. RefSeq lists its product as uncharacterized. The transcript has 2 exons. Bases 289 to 1374 code for a protein of 361 amino acids. Gene Ontology annotation, biological process: FAD biosynthetic process. Gene Ontology annotation, molecular function: FMN adenylyltransferase activity. NCBI's taxonomy places the organism in Eukaryota, Fungi, Ascomycota, Eurotiomycetes, Chaetothyriales, Herpotrichiellaceae. The record is from RefSeq and is a predicted model, not a curated record.